Pollicipes pollicipes is the source of this 4756-nucleotide messenger RNA. RefSeq names its product serine/arginine repetitive matrix protein 1. The transcript has 5 exons. NCBI's taxonomy places the organism in Eukaryota, Metazoa, Arthropoda, Thecostraca, Pollicipedomorpha, Pollicipedidae. The record is from RefSeq and is a predicted model, not a curated record. The coding region runs from base 467 to 4318 and encodes 1283 amino acids.
CAGCGCAUGCGACGUAAGGAGCCGCUGCGCCCGACACGGAGCGUGUCGCCGUUCAAACGGCCGCCCUCCGAGCUGUCGAGCUCGCCGGCGCCGCGCGCGCCUGUCUGGCGCGCCUCGUCCGACGGCUCGCUCUCCGAGACGGUCACCAACCUGUCGGCGCUCUCGGUUGGCGGGCAGGGCCGCGACAGGCAGGGUGGCGCGCGACCGCGGCAGCCCCCCAGGCAGACCGCCAGGGCCCCCCGCGGCAAGGCUAGUGACAAACCCUCUGUGAUCGACUUUAUCCGGCGGAAGCUGUCGAUGAAGCCCAGGGAGAAACCGAAUCCGGUGACGGUGAAGCGGCACGAGCGCGCCUCCUCCUCGUCGGCGUCGUCGCCCGAACGUUCGACGCGACAGAGCAGACUGAAGGCGGCCAAAUCUCACGACGCGCUCGCAGCCGAGGAGCGCGCGCCGCCGGACGGGGAGACGGAUGAGAAGCGGUACCGCUCGCUGCCGCGCGGCAAGCAAAGGAACAGUGGCACCACGCUCUCCCGCAAGCUCUCCAACAUGGGUUGGGGGACGCUGGGCCGGUCCCAGGGCUGAGCGCGAGCGCAGCUUCAAGCACGAGCGUGGCGGCGAGGUGCGGCGGGACGAGCCGGCGCUGGCCGGACGCCGGGAGCGGCCAGACCAGGGUGGGCCGAGGGGACCCGGCGCUGGCCGGGCAGAACAGGCGUCUCCCCGUCCCUCACCAAAGCCGGAGAUGAACUCGCUGCGCCGCCGGCCGCGCCCGCCGCAGGAAGAAGAGCCGAUCCAGCCUAUCAUCCAGGAGCGGCGCACGCUCUCGCAGCCGUCGCUCUUUUUCCCGCGCGAUGAGCCGCCGGCGCCAGAGGAGCCGUUCUCUCUGUACGCCAACAUCCCGUACCAGCUGCCGGCGCGGCGGCCGGCGUCGCCGGACGCGCAGCGGGCGCCGGCCACCGCGCUCAAGGCAAAACGGGCCAUGUCGCAGCCGAGCCUGCUGGAGCCGAGGCCGGACAGCCCGCCGCUCCGCUCGAGCGCCGAGCGCUCCGACACCGUGUACGCGUACAGCCCACACCGCGAGGCUCACCGCGAUGACCAGCGGCCGUCGAUGCAGCGUCCGCAAACGCGCACAGUGUGGAGGCCGACCAUCACUGUCAAGCGCAAGGGCAUCCUCAAGCGGCAGAAGUCGGCGGAGAAGCGAGCCGAGCCGGCUGGUCAGGAGGCGGCGGCGCCGCCGGCGCGGCCGCAGGGCGUCCUGCAUGGCAUCGCCCACAACAUCAGGAGCGUGUUCAAGCACCGCAAGAACGGUGACGACCGGGUACCGGAGGGCUAUGUGGCCAUUCCGGGGGGCGCCGUCGUCUCCGAGCGCUUCACCAACAUCACCAACACGCACGAGGAGAAGGACGACGUGCUGGAGGAGGAGGAGGUGCACCACCUGGGCAACUACACAAACGAGGAGGUAUCCAGGGCCGUCCGCGACGGUGACGACGCCCGCGCGCUGGUACGUCAGCGUGCCGGCUCGGGCCACUCGGGCCAGCUGGUGGACCCCCGCAGCGGGCAGCGGCGUGUCGUCCACCAGUCGGGCAAAACGUGGAGAACGGUGGACACCGAGGACAUUCACGAGAAGACGCAUCAGGACGAACACGGCGAGCUCAUCACAGAAACGGCGCGCACCCAUCAGCAGGAGCAGUUCAACAACGUGCAGGUGCCGGACGACGGCUCCGGCCUCCGCGAUGGUGAGGUGCAGGAGGCGGUGCGCUCCUCCAAUCACAACCGACGUCACGUCAAGGAUGUCGACAUGCUGGAGUACUACUCCAUCCCCAAGGGCGGCCGGCUGGCUGACGGCAUCAAGCUGGGAGAAGGGCUCAGAUACGUCCAGGAGAACGUCGAAGAGGACCGCGAGGGGGACGACAACAUUGAGAGCCUCUCAGAGCGCAUGCGGCAGCUGAGGCAGCUCGGCUACAAGCCGGAAGGACAGGCGCUGGCAAAGACACCAAUCGAGUACCAGGAGGAGGAGAAGACGCGCCGCAAGGAGACGCACAAGUGGCUCGAGUCGCAUUUCGGCAGCGAGUCGGGCGGCUCGCAGAGCUCCGAGGAGGGCGAGCCGCGCGGCGGCGGGCGGGAUGAGGUGGACCGCCGUCGUGAGUUCAGCAGGUACGAGUUCCAAAAGAGCUCCGGCACAUCGAGGAAGGGCGACAUGCCGUCCGGCGCGACCAGCUGGGAGCGCAGCAAGGAGGUGAAGGAAACGCCCGAGAAGACGUACAUCAAGGAGACCAGGCACGGCCCGCACGGCGACUUCGAACGUGUGCAGGUGCUGCCCCCCGGCUCGCCGAUGGGUCGCCGCAUGAGUAAGACGUCCACCGAGACGCGCACGGAGGUGGAGGAGGACCCCAUCUUCAGCAGCAAGUUCAGCUCGGGCAAGCCACGCGGCGCUGGCGUGCGCUUCCAGCCGUCGAGCCCGGAGCGCCGGCGCGCCGAGACACUGGGCCUGUCACCGCCUACGCAGUCGCCGCCGCCGCCGCCGCCGCCGCGGCACCGCCGCAAGGGCCGCGACACGUUGUCUCCGCAGCGCGCGCCGCCGCCCGACAACCACUACGCCAGCGCGCCGAUCCGUGAGCAGUACGAGCGUGACGUGACGCCCGGCCGCGCCGCCGAGUACCGGCACGAGGUGCGCGAGUCGCGCGGGUCGCACUCCUCGCCGCGUCGUCACCGGCGCGACCACGACGACGGCCGCCGCGGCGAAGAGCGGCGUGGUGAGCCGCAGCGCAUGGUCAAGGAGUACCACUUCCGCAGCAGCGAGAGCCCGCGCGGCUCGGGCCACACGCCGUCGCGGGACGGCACGCCCGGCCGCUACGAGCACCGCGAGCAGCGGCACGGGUCGCGCCACGACUCGUACAGCACGGACGAGCGCGACGGUCACGACAGCGCGCGCCGCCGCCACUACGACGACUACUACGCGCGGCGCGACCGCACGGCCAGCACGGACGAGCUGAGCAGCAGGCGGCGGCCGGCGGCCACCGGCAGCGACUCGGAGCGUCGCGUGCGCUACCAGACGGACGCGUCGCGCCACCACCGCAGCACCGACCAGCUGGACCGUUACGCGUCCGAGGAGCGUCGGUACCCGCCGACGCGCGCGCCCUUCGACGGCGGCCGCGCGCAGACGCUGCCACGCAAGCCGCGCGACUUUCCGCCGUCGCCGGUGGCGCGGCCGCCGGACGCCACGCGCUUCGGCGGCAGCAUGAUCAACGUGUCGCUGAAGAACCAGAUGCGCGGGGGACCGGGCGCGCCGCAGAAGCCGGCCCGCUCGCCGGUGCAGCGCAGCAAUAGCCUGUACUCGAAGGAGGCGCCGGAGGGACGGCGCUCCAACCAGGCGUAUAGCGUCGGCCUGAAGAGCCCGGACAUCAUCUCGAAAAUCCAGCGCACGGCGAGCAUGCGUCGCGGCGAGCAGGCCGAGCCGGGCCGCGGCCGGCCUGAGGACGAGCGGUACCGAGCCAGCGCCGAGCACGAGGUGCUCUCGUCGCUCACCUCGUCCUCGUCGCGCUCGUACCCGCGCUCGCCGACUGCCAGGAGCCGGCCGCUCCCAGCGUCCACGCCGCAUCAAGGCGACGGCAAGAAGGACACGUUCAUGCGCGGCCUGAUGAAGAACGCGCCCGAGCUUUACAGCGUGCUGCACGACAACGAGCGCAAGGACAGCAAGACGCCGUCGCCGCGGCCCGGUCGGUCGCUGACGCCGCCGCCGCCGCUGGAGCGCGUGCGCUCGCCGCCCUCUCCCGUGCCGCUGCGGCCGGCCGGACACUCCACGCUGGCGCCGGGGUACCGACGGACAGAGCGGCUACGCGGCGAGGAGGAUGCGCUGCGGGAUAGCCGCUCGUCUCACUCCUAUACGCCGGAGGACGCCUACAGGUCCGGCGAGCGGACCAACGUCGUCAAGGUGAAUCUGCAGCCGAGCAUGUCCCGUCGCGGGUCACGCGACUCCCCGCCUGGCGCGCUGAACGGCUCCGCUAACACGCCCUCCCAUUACAGGUGCAACGAUGAGAUUUACACGAGUCCGACGCGGCGCGAGGCGCAGCGCUGGCCGUGGCCGGAGCGGGAGGCGGCCGGCGCCGGCGGCUCGGAGCCGGGCCGGAGCCGGCGCGGCUCCGCCGGCAGCUCCAGUUCGGCUCGGCUCGGCGGGAGCUCGACGGAGCCGGGCUCCCCGCUCCGCCGGCGGCACCGCCGGCCCGAGCCGUACCCGGACUACGAGGCGACUCACAAGGGCGGCGCAGUAGUGAUCGAGAUCCGCGACUGGGAGCGCGGCUGGUCCCCGGCCGCCGCACCAACAUGAGUGACAUCUAGUGAGCCGGUCCCGAAGUUCUGGAUCGGCAGACUGCCGCCGUUUUCAGCGGCAGCGUCCCGGACAGCGACAGCGCCGCCACGGGGACUCUGGCAGAACGAUCCGCCGUGCAUAACAGGAACGAACGGGAGCCUAGCAUAAUAACUGUCGCGUGCCAAUAUAGUGCUUUCUUGUACUGACCGUCCAACUGUGACAGACAUGUGAUUCUGCUAUGUGUGUGUAAAUAGGUGUAGCGUCAAUGUAAACCCUAGGAGUAUUUAACUCGGCCACUGCUGCUGGGUCCCUGUCGGGCUGGACACCACCGCUUACCAGCGGCAUGGUCUGUAACCGCUUCGAUCGCAUUAACGACCGUACCGCUGCCGCCGCCGGCGCCUAAUCACAGAGCCUGCCAUGUCAUCUAACCACGUGUAAAUAAAUGGGUGAAAUGUC